This is a messenger RNA of Mizuhopecten yessoensis (Yesso scallop), 2946 nucleotides long. RefSeq lists its product as uncharacterized. The coding region runs from base 356 to 1864 and encodes 502 amino acids. The transcript is spliced from 3 exons. The record is from RefSeq and is a predicted model, not a curated record. Lineage: Eukaryota; Metazoa; Mollusca; Bivalvia; Pectinida; Pectinidae.
AAUGAGUAAGUAACCUGCAGCUAAAAAUAGCUUGAAUGCUAUCAAUUAUUUUUGCUGUCGUCUGCUACACGUUACUGGAGCGGCGUUACACUUGUCCGAUUUUACCAAUGCUAUUACAUUGUGUACAUUUUGAGGCCUUGUCUGCCAUUAAACCAGUGUGGAGUACAUCACGAUUGUGGACCGGCUCGUCUGAUGACCUAUUUAAUACCCCCGACAUCUUGUGUACAGUAUUUUCGACCGGUUUCCACUGCGAGGACUGCAUACGGGAACUCCGCCAUUGUUGACAUCGCUGUGGUUUAAGUGGGUUGAAUUUUAAUGGAAACUUAACCUCAGUUUUACAGACUUGACGUAAACGAUGAACCUUGGGUGUGACCAGUUAGCGAUUUUUCUGAGGAGCAAGGGGGUUUCACCGGAGGGUGUAGACAGUGUUCGAGCAAAUGGCAUCAACGGCGACAUGUUCCUGCAGUUCUGCGAGGAGGAUAUCCGGGACGCGUUCACGGUGUUCAAGGAUCGGUUCAUAGUACGGAAGGUGAUCCGCGAGCUGAAGUUAGGAGUCUCGGGGAAAUCUUCUACACUGAGUUCCCUCCCCUCUCCCCAACCUCCCCCACCACCCUCCCAACACCGGUCACACCAACAACCACCCAGGGCACCAGAACAGCGCCCAGUGUAUCAAAACAAUGUAGACCAACACCGGUCAUUCUCUAGUUAUAAUCCCGCCUCAAAGACACAGACUCAAACAUCCCAUGGAUCAGGUCAGAGACAGUUAUUUAUGCCUAGCACAGACACACAACGGCCAUCAUUUGGAAGCGGAGGGUCACAGCAGUCUAUUAAUACGACAUCAAGGUUGUCAAAUGACAGUUUUAAUAAUGCAAGUGUAAAAAGGCGGUUAUCAACAGAUCACAUAAAACGCGAGCCCCCGGAGUCUAGGAUGGACAGUACGACAGGUGUAUGUAUUGAUCUCAGACCCAAGGCACUGGAUCACAGGCCCGUGUUCUCAUACGGAAGUCCACAGCUGAUGAACGCUACGGUUUCCAGCACCGUGGAAGAGCAGAGGUCCAAGGGCAAUAAAAUGUCUCCGCUUCAUAGACAGAGUCCUGGGGCCCCCUAUCCCGUUUGUCUAACACAAGUCAUCCCCAGUUCCUCGCCAGCGUCUCCAGCACGUGGUCAACACUCUCCCGCAAUAAAACCGGAAAACGGUCAACACAUGAGGGCUGUUGAAGAACCCCGCAGACAGCUAUCUCCUCUUGACCAAGCGCCACAUCCCCACAGUACAGCAAUAGCGAGCCCUCAUCCAUAUGACGAGUCGGGCUCGUUCAUGUUGAGUUUAGUCUCGAGUAGUAUUUCCAGGUUUUCGGGUGACGAACUUUUAGGAAAGAAGCCCGUUAGAGGACACCCCACCGAGGCGCAGCGUCUGGGCACUGUGUUGAUCAGAAACGCUGCGCAGUCUGUCCGGAUAUGGGACUCGGCACCUUUAUGGAAGGACAUUUCUCAAGAGAAACGCGAGGGUUUCAUGCAAUACGUCAUCUCCACGGCUCCACAACUAGCAGCCUAUACCGAGCUUGUCUGGAAUCGUCUCCGCGAGGCUCUACAGAACCGGCGAAAAUAUCUGCUGGAUAAGGCGACAGGAAGACGCGUUUUAAAAAGUUCUCCUUUACUGAUGAUGAAAGAUGACAAUUCCAUUCCGUCGAUAAACAUAGCUGAUGUACGCAGCCUUAUAGAUCUUACGGAGCAACACGAACAAGACGACGCUAUCACUGACGACGCUAUCACUGACAUCACUGACGACACUAUCACUGACGACACUAAGUUGGUUAACACUAAGUUGGUUGAAACUGUUAAAACUGAGGAAGGCACAGUAGACUAGAUAGGUUGAAUGAUAGACUAGUGAGGAAGGCACAGUAGACUAGAUAGGUUGAAUGAUAGACUAGUAAUACGAGUCUUGUGUCGGUGCUGUUACGUAAAAAACUGAACACCUGUCUGCCCUUCGCUAUAUCAUUAUUCCUCAUCUAUAAGAAUGCGUCUCUGAUUGAUAAUCGCACCACAUUAUCAGAGGUAGAGAAUAUAUCCACGUGAUCGAGUUUCCCUCAUGUGAUCAAAUUUCCCCUAUCGCGGUUAAUUGUCACUAUGGAGUAUAGCUCAAGGGAGACUGUUUUGCAAAUGUCUUACGCCAGAUGUGCUCCAGACAACAAGAGAUGGAUGCCGUUAGUCAUGAAAAAGUAUUUUGCCCUCGUGAAACACUAUUCGUCUCCGGGAAAUAAAUGAUCAUGUUUCCCUAUUGUAAGGACACUAUUGAAUAUUGAAAUUUUGAGGCUAAGUCAGAAAGGUGCUCGUUGGAUUCCAAAUAUCUGUCUCGACGGCACAAACCGAAACAGGUAUCUAAAUUAAAACUACACGGUAAUACGACAGAUAGGUUGGCUGUGCUUAUUUUAUUCUAGUCAGUUCUGUUGCUUGUUUUUGUUCUUUUGUGUUCAUCUUCGAAAUCCAAGGAUUGUACAUUCACUAUACACAUCGUUGGUCCUUGAACAUUCUCGUGACUAAGGCCUGUGAUUAUUUUUUUAUGAAGAGAAGAUGUGAAUAAGAACAGGAUUUCGAAGAUAUUUCGUUUAACACUACGUUGUAUUUCUGUUUUAGUGUUAGCUGUUAAUUAAGUUUAACACUACGUUGUAUUUCUGUUUUAGUGUAAGCUGUUAAUUACGUUUAACACUACGUUGUAUUUCUGUUUUAGUGUCAGCUGUUAAUUACGUUUAACACUACGUUGUAUUCCUGUUUUAGUGUUAGCUGUUAAUUACGUUUAACACUACGUUGUAUUUCUGUUUUAGUGUAAGCUGUUAAUUACGUUUAACACUACGUCGUAUUUCUGUUUUAGUGUCAGCUGUUAAUUACGUUUGGUUAGAUUGUUUAGAUUGUUUGUUUAAAAACAUAAAAUAAAAUAUGCUGUAUUUCAUA